AUGGCUAGUUCAUCGUCAGUAUCGACACCGUCGUCAAAUAAUAUAACUUCAUCAAUUCAAGGACCAUUAAGAUCUUUAACCAUAUCAAAACCAAAUACAACAGAUUCUAAUUCAGAUUUUCAAUGUAAAUUGGUUUCAAAUAUCAUACUUGUUGCAAAGUUUUCAUUCUUCGCUGAAGGUGAAAAUGAAAUUAAUGUAAAUAAAGGUGAGAUACUUAAAUUAUUAGACAGAUUUGGUAACGGAUGGUUAUUAGUUAAAUUUAUCGAUAAAUUAUCAACACCAGGUUUAAUUCCAGCAUCAUAUUGCGACAUUGCAAUAAACGAUGCAACCAAUCCGGUUACAUUAAAUUGGUUACAUCAAGUAAAAACUACUGAUUUAGUUCAAGAUCAUAAUUAUUUAGAUUUACAAUUUAAAAAACAAGAGAACAAGUUUAAAACUAUAAAUAAUAAAGCAUACCCAAUUUCAGCAUCAAUUUCAAACUUUUUAUUGUAUGAAAAUAGAAAUUGGUACAGAUUAGAUAUUGGUUAUUCAAAUAAUUCAAAAAGUUAUGUUUGCAGAUAUUAUCAAGAUUUUUAUAAUUUACAUAUUGAUUUGUUAAAAAUAUCUGAGGGUGCAGAUGCUUUGAAAUUGCCUAAAUUACCAGAACCUAUUCCAUCAAAUUAUGAGAAUGAAACUGAUCAAGUUGAAAGUUUGUUAAAAAGAUGUAACGACUUAAAUGUCUAUAUUAAUAAAUUGAUAUUAAAUAAAUAUUAUCAAAUUAGUCCAAUGUUGAUUGAAUGGUUGGAAUCAGGUUAUAAUGGAUUACCAGGUUUUGAGGUACAAGAAAAAGAAGAAAUAAAGUUGUCCAAUGAUGAAAUUAAUGAAAAGAUAUUACGAGGUUCAAUUAAUGUUCUAAAGCAUUAUAAUGAAAAGAAACUAGAAUUAAUUAAAUUACGAAAGGAAGAAGAAUUAGCUGAAGAAGCAAAUAAUCAAGAAGAAUUACCAACUAGAUCAAAAUCAAAAAAUAUUUACAAUAAUUAUCAACAAGCUUCCAAUGCAUUACUUCAAAGAACAACAACUGCUAAAUCGCAAAAGUCAUCACCUACAUCAAAUAUACCAACCAGAACCAAUACUCAAACUAGUACCAGUGCUCAUAAUAGUUGUAUCAAAUUAGCUCAUACUAGUGUAGGUAAAGUUAAUUCAAAUCACAAUAGUAUUAGCUCAAGUUCACAUCAUAAUAGUGGUGGUAAUUUAUCAACGAAUAGUGAAAGUUCAAUUGCAAAUUCACCAAUUGAAGAAGAAAAAUUAGAUACACCAAAUACAUCAAUUGAAACCAAUAAUGAAACAACAGAGGCUGCAAAGGCCACCACUACACCAAUAGCAAAACCUCAAGCAAAUUUCAACAGCUUAGAUCAAUCUACUCCACCUCCUAAAUUAUUUACAGGACAUCAAAUUACACCACAACCUAAUUAUGUUCAACAAACACCAUCACCACAAUUAAUGUAUUCAUCGAAAUUCAUAAAUUCACAAAUAUCACCAGCUCCAAUGCAAGCAUUUCCUAAAAAAUCUGGAUUUUCACCACGAAUUAAUACAACUAAUCAAUUUCAAUCAUCUCCAAACUCAAAAAUGUCACCUUUGGGUCAUACAUCACCUAUAUUUCCAAUUCAAGGAUUUAAACAACCACAGUCUCCAGGUAUACAAAAUCAUAAUUUUAUAAAAUGUAAGAUAUUGAAUUAUAAUAAUGAAAUUAUUGCCAUAAAGUUUAAUAAAAAUCAAAUUAAGUCAAUUCAGGAUUUGAAAAGAUUAAUUAAACAAAAGGUAUAUUAUUCAAAGUUAUAUAUCAAGUUACCAAAUUUAAAUAAUUAUGAAAAUAUUGAUAUUAUAAAUUUCAACAUCUUGGAAUUUUUGAAAUUUAAUGAUAAAGUGUUAUUGAAAAUUAAUUAA
Insectozyma verbasci is the source of this 1923-nucleotide messenger RNA. Lineage: Eukaryota; Fungi; Ascomycota; Pichiomycetes; Serinales; Debaryomycetaceae. The record is from the annotation of a GenBank genome assembly.